Molecule: messenger RNA, 3583 nt
Organism: Ilex paraguariensis (yerba mate)
Lineage: Eukaryota; Viridiplantae; Streptophyta; Magnoliopsida; Aquifoliales; Aquifoliaceae
Source: the annotation of a GenBank genome assembly
GUUAGGUUUUCCGGAAAGAGGUGAAAAUUUGGAAGCUAUGAAGAGCCGGUCGCAUCGGCUUCCGAUAACGGACCCGCAUGAUGACUGGGUAGAUGGUUCAUGGACGGUGGAUUGUGUGUGUGGUGUGAAUUUUGACGAUGGGGAAGAGAUGGUUAAUUGUGAUGAGUGUGGCGUGUGGGUGCACACGCGGUGCUCUCGCUACGUCAAGAGUGAGAAAUUAUUUGCUUGUGAUAAAUGUAAGAGUAAGAACAGUAGGAACGAUAGUGAAGAAACUGAGGUUGCACAAUUGUUGGUUGAAUUACCUACUAAAACAUUGAGGAUGGACAAUCCUUACCCUUCGAAUUGUCCUCCUCGGAGGCCGUUUAGGCUUUGGACUGAUCUUCCGAUGGAGGAGAGAGUGCAUGUUCAAGGUAUUCCAGGUGGUAACCCUAGUUUGUUCGGUGGGUUGUCGUCGGUUUUCAGCCCCGAGUUAUGGAAGUGUACUGGGUAUGUGCCCAAGAAGUUCAAUUUUCAAUAUAGUGAGUUCCCUUGUUGGGAUGAGAAGCUGGAUGUUGAUAGGAAAUCCGCAGAAGAAAAUGGAAAUCCUGUUGAUAAAGGGGCUGGUGUCUUAUUCUCGUUGUCGAAAGAGAAUGCCUUGCAUACUCCUGUGGCUACUUUGUCUUGCAUGGAAAAACAAGUUGAUGAAGAUGGCUCCAACUGGUUGGCACAUUCGCAUGAUAUGCAGAGGCGUGACUGUGAAGAUGUUGAUGUUAGGCAGCCACAGAAUGAUGUGAAGAAGGAUAGAAGUUUGCUUCAUCCUAUUGUAGUUCAUUAUGGUAAACGUAAGAAAGAAGACCUGGGGACGGCCAAAGAUCGAAGUGGAAAGAAGAAAGCCAGGACUGGUGAUAGAGAGGCAGAUUCAAAGAAGAAAGCUGCACAUGCCCCAAAUCUGUAUCCACAGAACCAACUGAUGCAAAACGAUUGGAAUUUUGUGAAGUCAGAGCUUUUAAGGAACAACCUAGCUUUUGCUGAGGAACCUUCAGAAGCCUUAUCAUCUGAUGUGGGGAGAUAUAAUUCUUCUAAUGAAGCAAGACCAAAAGAAGACAGGGUGGAGCAUCAAGUUCCUGUUAGGAUUGAGGGUUUUCCUAAAACUGACGAUUUUGUGGCGUCAUCAUUAGAUCACAAUGGGAGUGCUGCCAUUAAAGAAGAGGUUGUUGGUAAUGCACUUGAUAAUAUGAAUGAUAAGGGGGAAGUUUCUAGAAGUAGUGGCCUUGACUUGCAGAAAACAGAGCAUCUUGUUGAAGAUCAGGCAACGACUGCACCCAAAGGCAAGGAAAAUCAUUAUUUGCAAGAAAUAAAUGUUGAGAUGUCUCCAAGUUCCUUACAGCCUGAAGUCAAAGUGAAAGCAGAAGUCGAACUUGAUAAUACUACAGGGGUCUCUAUUGUGACACUGUCACCUCCUAAUGAUGUAAAAUUGGAUGGCGUGAAUCCCUUGGCCCAACAUGUAGGGAUUUCUGCUGAUCAAUUGUCUGAAAAUUCUAAAAUGGAUGAUGAUGCCACAGCUAGUUUGCAAUUCAGUGUCCAUAAAGUGCAAGAUACUGACAGGUUUAUGGCAAAAGUUGGUGAUUCACAAGCAGAUGGAGCUGAUGCAUCAGUCAAUGAUCCCUAUCAAGCUAUAUGUCAUUUGUCAGGCGCAGAAAGUUCCAUGGCGGUGUGGAAAAGUUCUUCUGAAUUGAAAUAUGGUUUAAGACCUGCUGAAGAGACAUUGAAAUCAGGGAGCACAGUCUUAUGUCCUCCAGCAAAAUCCAGUCCGAUUAAAAUGGUAGUAUCCAUGGGAAAAUCCUCUCCAACUUUGUCGGCCAAUUUGAUUUCUAAAUCCUCGGUUUCUGAUAGACGUAGGCCUGUAAGUGUUCAAAAUCAUAAUUCUAGUGCUAAACAGCAGGGAACGUAUGAUGGCAGUGUCAGUAGUAAGAAAGACAAUGCCUUGAAUGAUUUGGUUAGAGAUGGAGAUAGUUGUGAAAGGGCAAAAAAAAAUGUGACAGAGUAUUCAAAAACUUCUGUCAGUUCUAUACCGAAAACAGCACACUCAAUCAAGUUCUCACAUGCUUCUGUAUCUAAGAAAACCUUGUCUGAUUCAAAGCAUCCUUUGGUUUCUUCAUCUUCUAAAACAUCAUCAGCCCAGAACAUUGCAGCUGCUCCGGACUAUCGAGAGUUGGGCUGUUCAUCGCAAACUGAUAGUGCUUCGCAUGUACAAAAUAAGAGUACAGCCUCAAAUUUACCCCACAGAGGUGAAAAAACUAACCAGUUAAAUUGCCAGCCAUCAUCCAAGAUGAACCAUGCAGCACCAAUGCACCCGCCUGCUCCUUCAAACUCCCCUGCUACACUGAGCGAUGAAGAGCUUGCUCUACUUUUGCAUCAAGAACUUAACAGUUCUCCAAGAGUUCCUCGAGUGCCACGCAUGCGUCAAGCUGGUAGCUUACCUCAAUUAACUUCUCCAACUGCUACGAGCAUGCUAAUGAAGCGGACAUCUAGUUCUGGAGCAAAAGAUCACGGUUUGGUUCCUAGAAGAAAAAGCAAGGAUUUAGCAAAAGACGGGCCACGAAGUUAUCGCGAUCCUGAUGAUGAAGCUAAGAAAUUGGAUAGAGUAGCUUCUUCGCUUGAUCAGAGAAAACAUGAUUCAGCAUGCUCAGCAGGUGCUGUUACCAAGAGGGAGACGGACUAUGGGCCACCAAAAGAAGUGCACUCUGUCAUGAAGAGUAUCCCUCCUGCCUCUACUGCAAGCAGUGGUCCAUCUUCCUCCACUGAGGUUAAUGAACAGAAUUUGUCAUCCACUCGCAACUCACCCCAAAAUGCCUCUGACGAUGAUGUUGAUACAGUGGGUCGUCAUGCCCAUCGCACUUUACCUGGUUGUUGCCUUUCUGAGUUGUUCAAUCUUUUAGAUAUUAUGUUUCAAAGCUUCCCUGAAAUGGUUCCAACUUUGAAGUAUUACUUUGGGAGAUGUGUAUUCUUACAGGCUUGCUUAUUUAUUUGUUUAAUCAUAGGCUUGCUUGCUGAGAUCAUGGGUAAGGGCAAGCGCAUGACAUAUGAAGAACUCUGUAAUGCAGUUCUGCCACACUGGCCUCACUUGAGGAAGCAUAAUGGAGAGCGGUAUGCAUAUUCAAGUCACUCACAGGCUGUUCUUGAUUGUCUGAGGAAUCGAAAUGAAUGGGCUCGGUUGGUUGAUCGUGGUCCCAAGACCAAUGCAAGUAAGAAGAGACGCAAGGUUGAUGCUGAUCAAUCAAGUUUUGAAUCGGAGGAAAACCAGCAUAGCAAGGACAGAGCAGGAAAUGAUGGGGAAGGUAAGGGUUUUGGGUCACAUCGAGAAGAGUUUCCCAAGGGCAAGCGGAAAGCCCGAAAGCGCAGGCGACUUGCUUUACCAGGAAGAGGUGUCAAGGAUGUUAGGAGAAGACGCAAGGAAGAUUUUCUCAGUGACGAUGAUGUUGGCUCAUUUUCCAAUUCUAGUGAGGAGAGCAUGUUCAGCGAGGAUGAGGUGCAGGGUGGUGGAACAUGUCCAGUUGGGAGUGAGGCUUCUGCCAGUUCAGAUGAAAAGGAUUCCAUGCUGUAG